Aureococcus anophagefferens is the source of this 426-nucleotide messenger RNA. RefSeq lists its product as hypothetical. The annotation marks the transcript as partial. Gene Ontology annotation, cellular component: myosin complex; cytoplasm; vesicle. Gene Ontology annotation, biological process: vesicle transport along actin filament; actin filament organization. Gene Ontology annotation, molecular function: actin filament binding; microfilament motor activity; ATP binding. The record is from RefSeq and is a predicted model, not a curated record. The transcript has a single exon. Lineage: Eukaryota; Pelagophyceae; Pelagomonadales; Pelagomonadaceae.
CCGCACCCCUACAUGCUCGCGGAGCUCGCGUACCAGCGCCUCGCGGGCGGCCGCGCGCCGGACCAGUCGAUCGUCGUGUCCGGCGAGUCCGGCGCGGGCAAGACGGAGACGUCCAAGAUCGUCGUCCACUACCUCACGCGGCGCGGCAGCGGCGGCAGGGAGCCCGCGGGGGCGGCGGACCUCGCGAGCCGCAUCAUCGCCGUGUCGCCCGUGCUCGAGGCCUUCGGCAACGCGAGCACGCACCGGAACCACAACAGCAGCCGCUUCGGCCGCUUCGUCAAGCUGCUGAUGACGCCGCGGGGCGACGGCGAGGCGGCGGACCUCGUGCUGAGCGGCGGCGAGCUCGAGACUUAUCUGUUGGAGAAGUCGCGCGUCGUCCGCCAGGGCCACGGCGAGCGGAACUUCCACGCGUUCCACAUGCUCCUC